This is a messenger RNA of Suillus clintonianus, 1448 nucleotides long. RefSeq lists its product as uncharacterized. NCBI's taxonomy places the organism in Eukaryota, Fungi, Basidiomycota, Agaricomycetes, Boletales, Suillaceae. The coding region runs from base 59 to 1276 and encodes 405 amino acids. The transcript is spliced from 2 exons. The record is from RefSeq and is a predicted model, not a curated record.
AGCUUGCAGCUGUCCGCUAAUAUCGUUUCGACUGUUUUGCGUGACAUCCAGUACUGCCAUGGUUGCCAGCCUUUUCGUAUGUCGAGCGGGUGUUACAAGAUAUAUUUACCUUGUUCUGGGUGUUCUGGUUUUGUGGUCGUCGAUCCUUGCGCUUGUCUCUCCGCAGCUGAGGACGGUACCAUCCUUCAUUCGUUCUCAUCGUCUGCCUUGGAAAGAAGAUCACAGCGUAGUCCCGUGUCAUGCCAAGAAGAUUACACCGGAAUCGGAACCGUCUCCAUCGUCGGCGCAAUUAGGUAUCGCUUCUGAGGUGUAUCUCAUAUCUCUGCCCUGGCGACAAGACCGGCGACGACAGAUGGAACAUCUACGAGCAUCCAAAGAAAUUAAUUGGACGGUUAUAGAUGCACUCGACCCUUCAGACAUUGCUAUCAGCCAUAUCUUCGACCGGAUUGUCUCUCAGCGUUCGCUGCAGCCCUCCAAAGGACACCUGAAUGACAUUGGCUCAGUCUUCCACUGGCCCGCUGAUAUCAAUGCUCUCGCUGCUUCCACAGAGUACCUUGAAUCUUCUGGUUCUGACCUCUGGACCUUCUCGGACACUCGAGAUCGCAAACUUACUGCCUCGUCCUCUUCUAGUGUCUCGCCACAUCCAAACAUUACGUGCGCAACUCAGGAUCACUCGAUACCGCCUUUUAAACCUAGCCUCCCAGACUGGAUGGCUCUCACUGCACCAAAGAUCUCAUGCUGGUAUUCGCAUGUCUCAGCUGUUCGACAAUUCAUUGAUAGAGGGAAUACCAAUCCUGAGGACGUCGCUGUGUUCUUGGAAGAUGAUAUCGAUAUGGAAAAGGACAUCGAGAUAAGAAUGCACAACGUCUGGACUUAUCUUCCACCGGGAUGGGACAUGGUUUUCCUGGGUCAUUGCUGGUCAAAUGAAUCUUUCUACUCUGAACUUCCGUCGCCUCGAGUCAUGUCUCCAUUAUAUGACCUUCUAACACGGUCGCGCAUUCAUCCAUCUUACUCUCCGCGUUGCACUCAUGCUUACGCACUUUCCCUUUCCGGUGCUCGGCGUCUUCUGCAGCAUCUUCGUUACCCGCCUUUCGCAUAUUCCCGAGCUCUUGAUCAAGCGUUCAGUUGGCUUAUCGAAAGCGGACGAUUACGUGCUUUCAGCGUCGUCCCGAGCGUUGUCAUCCAGCGGAAGGUCCUGUCGAGUGACAUAUUCCCUGGAUCCGGUGUAGGGAGUGCGUGGAGAGAGCGUUUAGUGGACGGUGUAUUCGGAACGUAGAAAAAACGUUGAUCUGUCGUCCCUGUUUUUUUUUGGUAAUAUCUGUCCUCUGUACCGCAACUCGUGUGUUAUCAAGCCAUCUCUUUUGCCAUCUCUAAAAUACUGGAGUUAACCCCAACGCCGCAGUUCAAAAUGAGGCAAACCCGCAUGGCUGGAGCAUCGUCAACGCCCC